Molecule: messenger RNA, 5964 nt
Organism: Vespula vulgaris
Lineage: Eukaryota; Metazoa; Arthropoda; Insecta; Hymenoptera; Vespidae
Gene: Teh4
Exons: 6
Coding region: 2115-3503 (462 amino acids)
Biological process (GO): regulation of sodium ion transport
Molecular function (GO): sodium channel regulator activity
Source: RefSeq, a predicted model, not a curated record
GUCGGCCUGCAGUCCUUGUUUUCAAACAGUCGUCGAGGUUGAACGGGUGCCUCGCGUACGUUCGACGCGAUUCUUGAUCGACGCGAUCUCUUUUUCUCCGAUGGAUCAUCGUUUUUUAAAAACAAUUGCGAAACUUGCGAAGGAUGGACGGGAAUGAGAAGAAAAUCUUCUUCAAGUCGAUCCCUUCGAGGAAUCUCGUUCGACGUGUUGUUAAAUGUUUGAAUGUCAAAAAUUGUGACCUUGAAAAAUUCAAAGGAAAUUAUUAAUCGAGUGCCGGAAAGUCGAAAGUAAAAAAAGAAAAAAGUAAAGAGUCUCGAUCAGCGAUAUAGUUUCUCGCGUAUAAUCUUGUGAAUUUCUUUUUUCUUUUCUUUUUGAUUUCUUUUUUAAAUAUAGUCAAGAAACAACCGUGGUCUAUAGAAGCUCGUGGUCUAUAGUUCGUAGAUCACACGAUCUCGUAAUACCAACGAACGAUACUGGUUAAUGUUGAUGUAUCGAAAGUGACAAGCUCGAAGAUCGAUCUUUCGAUCUACGUGUUUUUUCGAAGCCUUUCAAUCAGGACGUUUAUUACGGCAGUUAAUAAGAACUACGAGGCUUUUAUUAAAAUGAUAAAAUCGCGAGCUCCGUAAAAUUGACGAUUUCCGAGUCGUUGUAUUCACGAAUGAAAUUAUCGCUAAGACUAAUCUCCAUUUUAUUGUGUGACCUUCGUUUCGUUAAUGAAGCACGAAUCAUAAAAACUAAGAACGAAUCGUCAUCAAGCAUGCGAAAUUAAGUCGAGGAAGAACGUCUAGUGUAUCCCCACUAUCUGUGAUAGUGUGAAUGGUUGAUCGCUUGAUCCAAGGUUAUCUACGACAUUCGAAGACUACACGAACGUGCAACGAAGCCAACUUACGAGUAUUCGCUAGACCGAUAUUCAUCCAGUUGAACGUAAUUAUCGUUUUCAUGAUCUAAACGAGGUGAAAUGACAUUUUGACAUUACUAAAGAAAAAAAAAAAAAAAGGAAGAAAAGAAAAAGAAAAAGAAAAACUUCCUACGAAGCUCUACAGCUCGAUCGUUCGAAAGUAUCUCUCGAUUUAUAUUGGACAAACAUUGUGAGUUUCCUUUCGAUCGAUAAAAGGCCAUCCUCGCAAAAUUGCAGUACCUUAUCUCUAUCUCUCUCUCUAUCUCUUCCUCCCUCCCUCUCUCUCCCUCUCUGCCUGUCUCUCUCUCUCUCUCUCUCUCUCCCUCUUUCUCUCUCUCUCUAUCUAUCUAUCUAUCUAUCUAUCUGUGUCUCUCUCUCUCUUACUCUUAUGCGGUAAUGGGAUUACGAGUACUUAAUUGUACGUCAUCCGGUGGAGUGCAUCUGUUUAUACCGACGCCUUGUUUAAUGAAGUUAACACGUGGUAAUUGCCUUAAGAGUAUCACUAUGAUACUGUGAUAGCAAAGACAAAAAAAAAAGAGAAAGGCGAAGAUAAAAGGAGAAAAGAAAAAGAAAAUAGAGGACAUAGAAGAAGAGUAAUGCGAGGGUCGAAAGUUCCACAAAUUUUUUUAGGACCCUUGCUUUUUAUCGGAUCUUAGAAUUCACCGGGUAGUUUCCUUUUAACGAUGAUUCAGAGCUUCCACGAGUUUCCACGAAAAUCACCCACGAAAGAUGGGUUGCUUCUACGAACAUGACGUAUAAAACUGAGAGAACGUAUAGCGAAUGAACGAGAUAGUAAGGGAAUACAAGAAAUAUAUAACAGAGAGAAAGAGAGAGAAAAAAGAAAGGGAGAGUCACAGUGAGAGAAAGAGAGAGAGAGAAAAAGAGAAUGAGAGAGAAGAAAGAUAAUACAACGUUAAAAGGUCUCUGGCCCUUCGUAAAACUUCUGUGUCGUAACAAAAUACUACCCGAUCGAUGUCGGAGAAAGUUUUAAUUCGUAUUCUUACUCGCAUUCGUUCUUCUUAAUCCACUUUCUCUAACUUCGUGAAUCAAUGAAAAAGAGAGGGAAAGAGAGAGAAAGACUAUCCUUCGAACAAUUAUCGUAAUCCACUGGUAACGAAUAUAUUCAUUCCACGGAUUUUAAUUUCUUUUUAAAAUACAAUCCAGAGAACAACAUCUUAAGAUUGUCAGUGUAAAUUACAAAAGUAUUUAAUUCACUAUGGGACGGAAACACAAGCGUCGUUUAAUACCAGAACAGGAUCGCAGGAUAUGCGGCAGCAUCUGCUUUUGCCAAUUCACCAUCGUCAUCAGUUGCGUGGCUUUGGUUUACCUCAGCGUUGCGAUUUAUAUGCCGUCGCACAGAGCUUUUCACGCAGGCAUAGAUCCCGAUCCGGUAAUGUGCCAAACGGUUAAUGCCACUUUAGUAAAUAACUGUAUAUGGGCGAGCUGCGGUGAAUGGUGUUUGACGAAAACUACCGGCUUUUGUCCCCAAAUUCACGCAACGGUCAGACAAAAUGGCACGGAUGUGAUCUUUGAAAAUUGCACCAAGUUCAACAGCAUCUCUUGUCCUAAUGUGAACACGGAAAAUCUGAAGAAAUACAAUUGCAAUAAUGGCAGCGAGUGCAGCACGCUCUCGGGUGUAUUCAAUUGCAGUUUAGGACAUUGCGCGAACAUGAGCGAAUUGAUGCUUUGUCAUCACAAAGCAGACGGUAUCGUUAUCGACAGUGAGAAGGACAAUAUGAAGCUUAAUGGCUUCUUCAGUUGCCAGAAUUCGAGAUGUACGAAAAUCAAGAGGCGAUUCUCGUGCGAUCGAUACUGCCCUAAGAUAAUCACCAACGAUAUCAACGUCUUUCUCAUGCAAGACGAUAACGUCAUCACGGCUAAGUGUUCUCGUGGCUUAGCACUGAACAAAGCUAAUGGAAAUUUGCCUGGUACGAGGCUGACCAAUCCCGUCAAGAUUUGGGAUGAAGAAAAUGGUAGCAUCAUUGCAAGUUGUCUAAUGGUUAGCAAAAAAGGAAACACCAUUAGAACGGAAGAUUGCGUUAACGGCACGUCUUUGAAUAAAAUCACGAUUCCCGAACACUACGUCAAUUUUACAAGUUUUCUCAAUAUUUACGAAGAAAGUCUUCAGUAUCCCGUCGAUCCAGAAAAUGUUUACGUGCCCGCCCAACGAUCGCUCACGAUUUACAACAAUUCACGUUUGUACAUCAACUUGGAGGGCUGCGUCAACACUCUUAAGGGUGAGUGUCGUGAUUUCCUCACAAGUCACGGACGAGAUGGCGACAAUCAAACGGCUCAAAGUAGAUAUCCCUGUUAUUACAAUAAGAACAAUUCUAUCUUCGUUGUGGCACGUUUUGAUCUGAACAAGACAAAAACCGAGUUGCUCAUCGCUAUCAUCGUACCGUCGGGACUUUUCGUUAUCAGCUUGACGACCUUGAUAGUGAUAACUCGCUCGGUGCAAGUUGGCGAUGACGCUAAGAUGCGAUGUAGAUACUGCACAGAGAAGAACGAGGACGAGGGCGAGGACGAAGGGUUGGUUGAAGGUACACCUACUACUACUCCUCAAGAUCAUACCAAUGAGAAUGAGAUCAGAAGUAUGUCACUCUAGCAGUUUACACCGCUCGGCAUGAGCAAUUCCUUGAAAUACGAAAGAUUGCCGUUGAUCGACACGGACGAUGCCGAGGAUUCUUUUUAAAAGGAAAACUAAAUCAAAUAGAAAGGAAUCAACGAAACAUCGAAAUACGUUUAUAAACGGAAGGAAAAUAAAACGAAGUAAAUGAAAGAAAAAGAUUCGAACUAAGAUUACGGAUCUUUUAACACACAUCGUCUUCCCGACGCGAUAAUUCGAAUGAAAUUGAAUAAAAAAGAAAAGAAAAGAAAAGAAAAGAAAAGAAAGGAAAGGAAAAGGAAAGAAAAGAAAAGAUGAAAAUAAAAAGAUAUUAAAUGCAUACACAAAUAUACCCAUAUAGGGGCCAAACUAUAAUAUAUUUAACUGUAUAUUUAUAUACUGUGCAUUUAUUAUGAGAAAUAUUUAUAAUAAUUAGAUCACUGUUGCCUUCGAUGUAUCGUGACCAUCGCGUGUCAAACGUAAACCGAUCUGACAUUUUCUAAACUAUUUAAAUGACACUCAUACUGCUCUAUCGUUCCUAUCGAUUAUUAUCGAUAUAUAAAAGGGAGGAUUAAAAUGAAAGAGUUAAAUUUACAUGAUCGGCUUUCGGUGACAAGCUUUCGGUGUAUGUACAAAAGUAGUUUUAGGGAAAGAUCUAUGUAUAUAUAAAUAUAUAUACAUACAUAUAUAUAUAUAUAUAUAUAUAUAUAUAUAUAUAUAAAGAGAAUGAAAGAGAUAAUAUAUUGUUAUGCGAAAUAAGGGAUGUUCUACGAAAAUUUUUUUCAAUGCUCUAGCGUCAACGAAAAACGUAAGUAUCACCCUUUUGAAAGGAGUUCUUAUUUUUCGAGAACUUUCUUUAGAAUAAGCGUAUUUUACCUCGUCUGUGUAUAAUAUAUAAUUUCGUAUGUCAGUUCGACAGCUAAAACUGCCUUUGCGUGAAAGAAGAAAAACAAAAACGAAAGGAAAAAUUUUUUUAAAUGAAAAAAAUAUAAAACAAUGAAUAAGAAAAAUAAAGAAAUCUUUAACAUGAUCGAACGAUUAAACAAAAAUGAUAUAAUUUUUUUCACAAACUGAUAUUCUUCUAUAUAUGUAUUACUUAUAUAUCAUUAUUAUUAUUAUUAUUAUUAUUAUGCAAAGUGUCUAAAAAAUAAAGAUAUUUUAAGAUUUAAGUGAUUUCAGCACAUCUAAAUAAAAAAAAAACAAUGCAUACAAAAAUACGUUUUUAUCGUAAUAAUUAUUUUUUUGUUAAAUGGACGAAAUUCAAUGAAAUAAAAAAAAAGUAGACAAAUUUUUCAGAAUAUCCAGCAAUGAAAAGAAGCAACAUCAGAACAUAUGAAAAGAUAGUUAUUAAUAAGAAAACGUACUCGGUAUCGUAUUCAAAAGCGAAAAGAUCAUUUCGUAUAUCUCUUGUAAACGUAAGCGAAUAAAAUCAAAUAGAUUUCUGUGAAUUAUUUUUAUUGUUUAGAUGCGUUGAAAUCAUCCCUAAAAUAUCUCCCGAUUAUUUUGUGACAUCCUGUAUAAUGAAACGACGAAAAUAACGAAGACAAAAUUUUUCAUUGAUUCUUACGUUGCGUCAUACGAUUUCAAGAUUGUGACUUAAUUAUAGUUUGAAGAAAAUAAUUCAUAAUUCAAAGCAUUUACAUAUGACGAGAAUUAUUCGAUAUGUCGUCGAUCGAUAGUCGACUUUCAAAAGUCACAUUGCGUUAAUUAAAAACGAGAGGUAUUUGCAUAGAACAUUAAGAAUUUGUGAGAAUAAUCGUAUGGAUAUAUGAUAGAAGAAUAUAGUGCUUUUUUUACGACCAUUUAUUCGUCGUUCAUAUUACCUCUUCAGAAAGAAGCACUAGUUAUAUUCGAUUAUAUGUAUCAAUCAUACAUAUAUAUAUAUAUAUAUAUAUAUGUAUGAUGUAUAAUCAUUUGAAAAUUAUAACGAAAGAAAAUAUUACAUUAAACAUACGAUCUAAUUACAUGUAAUAUCGAUUAGAAAUGUAUAUCAGUGUCAGCUUAUGUUUUACAUUUAACACGCUCGUCAUCGCAAUUUCUCAAUUAUACGUAUAAGGUAUUUCAUAAGAUUACAUAUAUAAAGAAUUUCGUUGGAUAUCUUCCGUGCUGAGCGAGCGUAAGAAAAAGAAAAAAUAAAAAAGAACAAAAAUAAUGAUGUAACGAGAGAAAGUUCUUCUUACCAGUAUAAAAAAAGAAAAAAAAAAAAGGAAAACAUACGCGUAACAAGAUACAUUACCGAUCUCUAAAUUCACUUUACUGUUAAUCUAUGUGCCUUCUCUUCCGUUUAGAUGUUGAUCGUGAUCAAAAUUUCGCGAUCCUUUAGUUCAAAAAAUAUCCAAAUAAAAACAUGGCCACAUUAUGUAACUGUCUAAAAAAUGUUUCUAAUAAUAGAGGAACGUUAUAAAAUUGUAUGUGUUUUGUAUGAUAACGAUCUGUAAUAAAUGUAAUAUCGUAAAAAUUA